Molecule: messenger RNA, 2557 nt
Organism: Papilio xuthus (Asian swallowtail)
Lineage: Eukaryota; Metazoa; Arthropoda; Insecta; Lepidoptera; Papilionidae
Product: UDP-glucuronosyltransferase 1-7C-like
Exons: 5
Coding region: 69-1655 (528 amino acids)
Molecular function (GO): UDP-glycosyltransferase activity
Source: RefSeq, a predicted model, not a curated record
CGCCGUGCGUCACGUGAGACAAGUUUAGGCAGUUCAUUGAUAGAGUUGGAGUAAGCAAGGUGUGCGUGAUGCGAAUUUAUAUAUUUCUGUUAAUCCUGGCGGCGAUAGCCAGCCACGACGCGGGUGAUUGCGCGCGUAUCCUCGGCCUCUUCCCGCACAUCGGCAAGAGCCACUUCAUGGUCUUUGAACCUCUGCUACGUGCGCUCGCUGAACGCGGUCAUCAUGUCACUACUGUCUCCUUCUUCCCACUCAAGAAUCCACCAGCGAAUUACACGGACGUGGUGCUUGAAGGUGCCGUACAAGAUGGACUAAGCUCUAUGGACUUAUCCAUGUUCGAAGUAUCUAAUCCGCUCAUGAAAGUACCUCUUUUGAAUACAAUACUAAAGAACAUAUUCGAAAUGGGAAUGACCGCUCCAUUAGCAGUGUCAACAUGUGAAAGUAUUAUACGUCAGUCGUCUGUGAUAGAAGCCUUAAAGCAAAAGUACGAUGUGCUAAUAGUAGAACAGUUCAACAGUGAUUGCAUGCUAGGGCUAACUCAUGUUUUUGGUAUCGAAGCUCCCAUUGUGGGCAUUUCAUCAUGUGGUAUAAUGCCAUGGACGUACGCCAGAAUCGGUUUACAUGAUAAUCCCUCUUAUAUUCCUAUGUUAACGACACCAUAUACAAGUAAAAUGACGUUCAUACAACGACUUGAUUCGUUUAUUUCGAAAUUAUACGUAAAUGAUUUGUACCAUAUAAUACAAAAGAAAGAGCGUGCUAUUAUUGAAAAGCACUUCCGUGUAGAGAUCCCUGACUUGGAUGAAAUAGGUAAAAAUAAAAUGUCAGUGUUUCUGGUGAAUACUUUUCAUACGCUUAACGGAGUUCGACCCACAUUACCAGCUGUUAUAGAAGUUGGGGGAAUGCAUCUUGAUCAUUCAACAAAAGUACUGCCAUCGUAUAUCGAAAAGUUCCUGAACGAAUCAGAACAUGGAGUGAUUCUGUUGAGUUUCGGUUCCCUGAUCAAGACGUCCACCAUUCCUAAGUACAAAGAGGACAUGAUAGUGAACGCGCUGGGCAAGCUGAAGCAACGGGUCAUCUGGAAGUUCGAGGGGAGCGGGGAGGAGGGCACACUCACCGGCAACAUUCUCAGAGUCAAAUGGCUGCCUCAAUACGAAUUACUAAAACACAAGAAGAUAGUUGCGUUCAUAACACAUAGUGGCCUGCUGGGUAUGACGGAGGCGGUCUCUGCCGGCAAGCCAAUGGUGGCGGUGCCUUUCUUCGGGGACCAGCCUGCUAACGCUGCGGCGGCCGCUGAAGCCGGGUUCGCUACCAUCGUACCCUACGUUGAUAUUACUGAAGAAAGGCUUACCAAAGCAUUACAAUUUGUACUUAGCCCUGAAACUCAAUUGAAUGCGCGUCGCGUUUCGAGUAUUUGGCGCGACAGACAAGCAGACCCGCUAGAGACAGCGGUGUACUGGACUGAGAGAGUGAUACGCUGGGGUCACCAUGCGCAGCUACAUUCGCCCGCAAGAGAUAUGCCUUUGUAUCAAAUCGCCUUACUAGACGUCAUCGCCACAUUAGCUGUCGCCAUUUUCAUUUUCUUGGCGAUAUUGUGGUACAUGUUGUCUAAAGUCUUUCGACUUUUGUUUGGUCGAGAAAGUAAAUUAAAAAUGCAGUAGCUAUAUAAUAAAAUAAGGGUCAGAGAUCGGUUAAUUAGGCUACUCAAUCGAUUAAUGUUGUUGUUAUCAUUUAAGCGAUAUGUGUUCAAGGUUUUAUGUAUAAGCAUGAUUGAAUAAUAUUUUUAAUGUCAUCGUGUUAUUCAUUAUCAUAAUUACCCAAUUUAUGCUGAGAUUUACCAAUAAAAGUGGCGGAUUCACCGUUAAUCUACACCUACGUAAUAGUACACCUAGGGCAGCCAAGGCUGCAAGACUGGUGAGGUAACAGACGCGGACUUUGUCUUGGACCUAGUAUCAGUACUUUAAUUAUUUCACCGAUUAAGCCGGCCUAUUAAAAAAAGAUGUCUGCCAAUUAUUGUAAUUUACACAAACUUACGUAAAUGGGUAAAGCUUUAAUCAGGUUCUGCCAUAGCAGGCUAAAGGUUAAAAAUGGAAUAACCCAUAGUUGGUAUGAGGAUUACUCUAUUUUAUGGUAUAGAAAUAAUACAAAAAUAAACACGCUUAACAAAUAAGUCUUUAAUUAAAAUUGCGUAAAAUAAAUAAAGAUAUAAUCCAAUCAAAUCAUUAAAAAAGUAAUUUUGUAACACUCGCGACAAAUACAGAUGUGCCUGAAAUUAGUCGCAUAUAAACGCAUUAGACGACAGAGCAAGACAAAUGUAUACAAGAUGUACUGUGGAAGCGAGAUAGAAGAUAGCAUUGCUUCUACUUCUAACUUCAGACUCAACAAUAUUCAUGUCGAGUACUAUAUACGAAUCAAUACAUGAGCUUGUCACAAGUCACAAUAUGGGGAAUAUUCAUGUAAAUUUAUAGAAACAGUGUAGUCAUAAACUUUGAUUAUAAAGUAAUGCGGUGUCUAGGACAACUACUACAGGCUAUUUGAUUUAAUAAAGCUGAAUAUUAAAAAA